Humulus lupulus (European hop) is the source of this 787-nucleotide messenger RNA. RefSeq names its product glutaredoxin-C9-like. Bases 73 to 582 code for a protein of 169 amino acids. The transcript has a single exon. The record is from RefSeq and is a predicted model, not a curated record. Lineage: Eukaryota; Viridiplantae; Streptophyta; Magnoliopsida; Rosales; Cannabaceae.
CAUACCCAUUUUCUCUCAUCAAAAACUCACUCUCUCUCUCUAAUCUCUCUCUCUCAAUUGAAAAUCUAAACCAUGCAACAAGCGAUUCCCUACAAAUCAUGGCCACCGCUCCACCAUACGACGCCGCUUAGCCGUCUCCCGGCGGUCGUCAUGGAGACUAGUAUUAGUAAUAGUAAUGAUGGUGUUAAUGUGAAUAGUAGCGGUAGUAGUAGUAGUAAAGGAGUUUUAACGUUCAGAAGAAGCGUCGUCGACGUUAACGCCUUGAACGGCUUGGUAACAGAUAACGCCGUUAUGGUUUUCGUCAGGCGAGGUUGCUGCAUGGGCCACGUCGUGAAACACCUUCUGUUAGGACACGGCGUCAAUCCCGCCGUUUAUGAGGUCGAUGAGGCCGAGGAAGUUGGCCUUGUUAAGGAGCUCGAAACCAUUGCUGCUGGUGAUUCCGGAAAGGCUUUGCCGCCGGCUCAGUUUCCGGCGGUGUUCAUCGGCGGUAAGUUUUUUGGAGGACUGGAUCGGGUUAUGGCAGCUCAUAUAUCUGGAGAAUUGGUUCCUCUUUUGAAAGAAGCUGGUGCUUUGUGGCUUUGAUUAAAUUCAGUUUUGUAAUUUUUUUUUUCUUUUAUUAAUUUCAAUAAUAUAUAUAUAUGUAGUUAGGUUUCUAAUGUUUUCCCUUGGAGAAAUACAAUUCUUUUUUACAGAUUUAUUUAUUCUGAAAUUGAUAAUUUAUGUGUUUUGUUGCACAAAAUUAAUCCACAUGUUCACACUACUCGGAAUAGUUUAGUGUCUUAUUUUC